GAUAUGGGAGCCAAGAAAAAGCCACAACCACCACUCACUCGCUUACUAAUCAAUUAUAGUGGACAGGCUAGUUGUACUAGCAACUCCAUGAUCUGAGCUUAGAAAUAAACCAAAAUGAAGACCUCUGCAGUUCUGAGAACUAAAUUCUACCCCCCAACUUUCGCCAACCUCUACGACUCAACUGCAAAUCCUUCAUUUUUCAUCCCCAUCAAAACCGCUUCUUGUUUGAAACACCCCACUUCACAUUCAGCUUCAAGAAUUGUUUCCAGCAUUAGACAUACUCUGAGGCACUCUAUAGAAACCUGUCACAUGGACAAGCCCUUGGCUUUAAAAUCUGAAGGAGAGUUUCUUCAAGUUUUGCCGCAUGAGUACUCAAGGUUUCUGUUGAUUGGAGCUGUCUCAGUAGGCUUUGCGUUAUUGUUUAUGGGGUUAGAUGACCAAAAGGCCCUAGCUUUGGGGCCUGAAGGGCCAUUAGUAGAGGAGUUUUGGGAAAAUGUUAGGAGAUACGCACUUUAUGCUCUUACAGUCAGUACUGGUGCUCUGUACACUAUCCUUUUGCCCAUAUUUGAGUUGCUAAAGAAUCCUAUCUCUGCAAUUCUCCUUUUGAUGAUUCUGGGUGGCAGCAUCUUCGUUAUUUCUCAAGUACUUUCAGCCAUGGUUGGUGUCACUGAAUUUAAUUACGAUUAUAGCUAUUAGAUUGAGAGUAUACUUUUGGUUUUUAUAUGCGGAUUUAUUUGAGUUCUUAAUUUUGCGGCUUUUAGCUUAUCUGUACUCUUCACUUAUGGGUAAUUGCCUUAUUUUUCACUUUAUGGAUAUGCUUUUGGUUA
Messenger RNA from Mangifera indica (mango), 827 nucleotides. RefSeq lists its product as uncharacterized. The record is from RefSeq and is a predicted model, not a curated record. The transcript has a single exon. Bases 115 to 696 code for a protein of 193 amino acids. Lineage: Eukaryota; Viridiplantae; Streptophyta; Magnoliopsida; Sapindales; Anacardiaceae.